GGAUGAUUUCCUUAGCUUUCUGAACUAGAAAGAGAAAUGCCCAAAUCCUCCUCCAGAUUAUAAAUUUGUAGUCAGCAAGGAAAAAACAGAAUCUGAAGAUGAAUCAACUUUCCCCCCAGCUCCCUUUGCUCUUCUUCAUUUCCUGCUCCUGUGUUCUACAGAUCUCCUGCUCAGAAUUUCCUCAGCCUUUGUCUCAUCCUCCAGAGGGUCUGGACAUUGAGCAGCUUGAGAGGCUGGCAUUGUGUUUAAAUCAAUGGACUUCUCUGACUAAACAACCUCAGGUUGCAGAUUUAGUUAUGGAGUUUUGUACCAGGAUAUUUCAAAAGAUGCAGGCAAAUAAGGCUAACCAAGAAGUAUACAAAAGGUUUUUAUUUCACUACUCCAGAGCUCCAGAGGCGACAUUUCCUGUCAAGCCCAGGGAUGGCGCUGGUACUAUGGGACGGCCUUUUUUCCUUUUCAGGCCUAGAAAUGGAAGGAAUAUUGAAAACCGUGACCAUUACAUUUAAAAGAAUUUCAUGGCAAGCAAAAGCACGAAUUGACAGACUGAUUCAAUGACUGGGCAAUUUGCCAUUGAACUGCUUUUUUGAAUUUCUUCAUCUUCCAGUGAGAUUGCUUAGAAUAUUUGGCAUUGUAUAAUAAAUUAAAGUUGCAUUUA
Messenger RNA from Monodelphis domestica (gray short-tailed opossum), 655 nucleotides. It is a transcript of the gene NMS, whose product is annotated as neuromedin S. The record is from RefSeq and is a predicted model, not a curated record. NCBI's taxonomy places the organism in Eukaryota, Metazoa, Chordata, Mammalia, Didelphimorphia, Didelphidae.